Eurytemora carolleeae is the source of this 3823-nucleotide messenger RNA. RefSeq lists its product as uncharacterized. Bases 1 to 3132 code for a protein of 1043 amino acids. The record is from RefSeq and is a predicted model, not a curated record. Gene Ontology annotation, biological process: heparan sulfate proteoglycan biosynthetic process; chondroitin sulfate proteoglycan biosynthetic process. Gene Ontology annotation, cellular component: membrane. Lineage: Eukaryota; Metazoa; Arthropoda; Copepoda; Calanoida; Temoridae. The transcript is spliced from 26 exons. Gene Ontology annotation, molecular function: protein xylosyltransferase activity.
AUGAAAAGUUUGUUUUUAAUCUCAACAGUUCUCCUGGUGCUUCAUGAAGUAGGAGGGUUCAAACCAUUUGAGAUCCCGGAGCAAGGACGAACGGUUCCAGCCUGGACAGAAUAUCUUUACUUUGAAAAUGGUGGGACGGAUACAGUGAGAAGAGAAUACGUCCUACAGGAGUCGGAUCAGAGAACCUACCUUCUCUGUCCUAAAGGAUAUUUUAUCGGAGAGUUGAGUUCGUCCCUGCUCCUAUCCCGGGAGCAAAUUGAAUCCAACCCUGAUCUUAAACACAAGCAAGCAGUAUUCCAUUACACAGCAGUAUCCGGCCUGCAGGGUGGAGUGAAGGAGAUGGAGAAUGAACUGGAACCAGAGGAACACUGCCCUCCGCUAUCUAGGUGUCUGGUUUACCAAGCUUGUGUUUUCAAUUUCGGAAAUGAGUUUUGUCAGAAGGAUCCGAACCCAGGAUCUCGGAAAAAUAUCAACCUGAAUAUAACCUGUGUCCGGGACGAAUUCAAAACCAGGAUUGAAAACUUUUCUCCGGAUCAGGUUGAGGAGAGGAUCAACAGUGUACUAAAUAUAGUUUUUCAAUCCAAACUAGAUUUUGGGAUUGAAGAUUUUGAGAAUACUGUUCUAACAGACAGAGCAGUUCCGGAGAAGUUUGUAUUUGACUCCGGGUGUCCGAUAGAACCGUACUCUGCUGGAUACAGAGGGACCUGUACUCCGGUAGAACAGCUUGAGAACUCGACAGUUGCAGAGAAUACCUGGCAUCUGACCAGUAGAAUCAGGAGUGAGAAAUGUAAAUCAAGAGUAAUAAUGGUCUACUGUGGAUUCCAGUUUGAUAGAAUGGGAAAAUGUGUUCCUCCGUUCCUAGUUAAACCUGGAAAUGUUCCCUGGAACGGGACGGAUGUAUGGUCCGGCUCCGCAUAUCCUGAACCUGGAUCCAGGCCUAGUACUCAGAUUCUUCAACGGUUUAAACUCUUGGAUAAAUACAAACAUAAGAACCUAGUUCCUGUCAGGAUAGGGUUUGCUCUCCUGGUUCACAAGGAUGUACCCGCAAUCCUUCAGCUUCUCCGGGUCAUCUAUAGACCUAACAACUUUUACGUCCUUCAUGUCGAUUAUAGAAAGGAUGAUAUACGGGAAGAAUUGAUCCGGGAACUCUCCUUGAGCCUUCCUGCUCGAAAUAUCAGGGUUCUCCCGAAGCAUAGAUCCUGGACAACAUCCUGGGGAUCUUUUCAUAUAGUUCGUGCACACCUAGAGCAGUUUGAGGAGCUGUUGAGGAUGGGAGUUUGGGAUUUUAUGAUAAAUAUGAGUGGAUCAGAUCUCUCUAUCAGAAGUGUGGAUGAUCUUGGGUUUGCUCUAGCUCCGUACAGGGGACAGAACUUCUUCGCAUUUCAUGGAAACAUCAGAAAUUCAGAUUUAAACAAGGAUCAAGGUUUAUGUAAAGAAGCCUGGUUUGCUUGUGACGGAUUUACCUAUAACGUGACCCGGAGUGCCGGUCAACCUAACAAUCAACAGCUGGAGAUUAAAACUGCUUCACAGUGGGCUACAUUAUCCCAUGAGUUUAUCCAGUAUAUACUCAACACAACCUCUCAUCAUCCUACCUGGAGAACUUAUGAUUUCCAUAUGCAGACUUCAGUUAUUCCUGAUGAGAGUUACUUCAGUACAUUAUCCCUGAAUGGUCCCUUUAGAGACAAAACUCACCAUGUGGGCCUCUACUGGCUCAAAAGGUUUGAAGGGAAGGAUAAAUACAAUCUAUGUAAACAUCUUGGAGAUGCGGACUUCUGCGGACAGGGUCCGUCUGAUAUUGACGAGUCUGAUCUAGGCGAACUAGCUGAGAUGACUCAUAGGUAUUUUUUCGCUCGGAAAUUUCCUACAAGUAACCCACAUAAACUGAAAACCAGAGAAACACUAAUUAAAUACAGUACUGAUGAAUAUUACAAAGUGUUACGAAGAUAUCUGUCACCUCAGGUUUUGUAUCAACUAAUGGAGAACGCAUUUAAGUAUUUAAGCUUAAGAGGAGAUAUCAUGAGCAAAGAAAACAGAGGAUUGAAGUUAAGUUCAGUUCAUGUAUUCCCUAAACUCCAUCCUGCCCAAUCUUGCUGUAGUUUACCCUUUCACAGGCAUUACAAGAGCGUUCAGGAAUAUGCAUAUGUUUUGGACUUUCAGGUUCAUGCUACACCACAACCCUAUGCAGUAAGAACUAAAUACAACGUUAUUCCUCAGGCUAUUUGCUUCCCUAAAGGAGAUCUUAGAGUCAUUAGAGCCACAGGUUGGUCGGAGGAGGGUUCGGAUACAAAGAAACCGGUUUCAGUGAAUACUCCGUUCCCAUUUCAUCCUGCCGGAGCCACAGCAGUAUUUACAGAACUAUGGUUUCAUGCCUCGCCGGAGAGUAUUAGUGGCGAAUGCAAGAAAAGUUCAAAUGAAAUGAAAGGUGAUUUGGCAAUAAUUCAAAAUAUUCGGAAAAACGAGAAAAAUGAAGUUGUGGGAGACACCCUGUACAUGGUUGGUACACUUACAGAUCCACAGGGUGAGGUGAGAUGUAGACGAGAGUUUGAUGUAGUUUGGAGUAGAGAACAUUUACAUCCGGAUGGAGAAGGAAACAGGGUGGAGAGGGCUGUCAUGGUUACAAUGGAUUGUGGGACUAUGGAGGCGGGACAAUGGAAACUUAGUUUUGUUAAGAACGGGAGUUUAACUCCGUAUGUGUACGAAAUAUCUCUCCUAUUUCUACCCCCUGUCGGAGAACUGAGUAACCUUGGAGCUGAACCAUCAAGAGAUACGGUUGAUUUACUCUACAGCAUGUGGAGUCUAGAUGAUAUUUCUCUGCUGCCCCUAGAGAACUUUUACAGCGGUUCUCAGCAAUCCCAUUCAUCUUCUCAUCUUCUCCCAACCCUGUCACGCCAGUCUCAACCUCAUCCGAACCAUCCACAUCUUUCUCUUCCACACAAAGAUUCUUUGGGAAGUGGACUGGUUUCUAUGCUGCUAUGUCAAGGUGGAUUAUUAACUCUUUGUAUUUGUGGUCUAAUAUCUUACAAUUUAAUGAACAGGUCUAGGUACAACAGAACUAUGUACAAUAUCCUGACUGUUCUCCUGUUCUCUUCUCUAGUUCAGAUUAUCCUCUGCUCAAUCUUCUGCUGGGACUAAACAAUAAACCUUAAAAUCUUUUUUACCUUUUUUUAAAUAUUUCAUUUAAAUUAAUUUAUUUUUCUUCUCAUCCAUAUGGAUCCGGACAACUGCUUAUUUCAGAACAAUCUUAAAAACCCUAUUGUAUUUUGUAAUCUUUCUUUUAAGUUUGAUUUUGGAUUUAAUCCUAAGGUUAAUUCCGACACUACACGAUGAUCAAACCAAAGUGUUGUGCAUAACGCCUAAGUUUUAAUUACUAAAUGAACUAAACCACAAACUCAAAUUUAUUAAUCCCUAUAUCUUUGCAACCUGAUGGUGUAAACCUUUGAUAUUAUAGUGAUAAAGUGAUAUCAAAAUCAGAAUUUUUGGAAAGAACUCAAUUUCUUAGCUGUGUUUUUCUGUUCAAAAUAAAAUAUGAUAUGUUUGUGUUGAAUCAUAAUAAAUAAAUAACAAAUUAUUGUCGAAAUAAUUUAUAAAGUGGAAUGUAUGUAGGGAGUAUAUAUUUCGGAUAUCAUUCAAGGGGAAUCUUCAUUAAAAAAAAUUGGGGGAAGAUUAAUAUAAAAAUUUCUUUUUUACUUUUUAGAAAAAGUGGAAUUACACCGCAGCGCCACUUAUUAUAAACUAUUUCUUAAUCUCUUUAUCCUUGCAACCUCUUGGUAAGAACAUUUAACAUUCAAAACUUUGGCAGAAUUCAAAGCUUGUGCUAGUAAUC